Messenger RNA from Drosophila innubila, 700 nucleotides. Its product is annotated as ficolin-1-like. The record is from RefSeq and is a predicted model, not a curated record. The coding region runs from base 456 to 674 and encodes 72 amino acids. Lineage: Eukaryota; Metazoa; Arthropoda; Insecta; Diptera; Drosophilidae. The transcript is spliced from 2 exons.
UUACGGAAACAUAUAUGCAUAAUUUGAGAUUUUAUGGACGCAAUUGUGCUGAAGCCACUGCAAGUACUAAACGUAGUGGAGUCUACGAGAUACUUAUUCCUAGCAACAGUAAACACCCCUUUAAAGUGGCUUGCGAUGUGGACACUCGAGGAUGAGGUUGGACGAUAAUUUUGCGUCGUCUGGAUGGAAGUGAGAACUUUUAUCGAAACUGGAACACUUACAAAAAGGGAUUCGGGAAUUUGGAGGGUGAAUUCUUUUUGGGGCUUGACAAAAUACACGCACUUACAGCAGAUUACAGUCAGGAGUUGCUUGUGAUUCUUGAGGAUAACGAUGGAAUUGAAGUAUUUGAGAAUUAUGACAGAUUUGGAAUCUCAGGCGAGGAUGAACAAUAUGCCUUAAAUACUUUAGGAAAAGCCAAUGGAACUGCUGGAGAUUCACUAACAUAUCAUAAAACCAUGAAAUUCUCCACAUUUGAUCGGAAAAAUGAUAAUUCUAGCUCAAGACACUGCGCCGAAAAAUUCACUGGUGCCUGGUGGUACAAUGACUGUCAUUACAGUAACUUGGCUGGGAAUUAUAAUGAUAACACCAUGGGCAAGGGCGUCAAUUGGGAACAUUUUCGAGGUCCGAGGUACUCGCUGAAAACAGCCAUAAUGCUGAUAAGGCCUAGAAAGUGAAUUAUAAGCUUCUAAUAUUUUUAAAA